AUGCGUGUCCUCUGCCUCCAUGGAAUGGGAACAAGCAGCAAGAUCUUUCAGGUUCAGACUGCCGCGAUACGCAGUGCUUUGUCCAAGAGCUUCUCUGCGACGUUCGAUUUUGUGGAGGGGGCCCUAGAAUGGCCAGCUGCUCCAGGUAUCAAUCUCCUCGCCGGACCCAAUGCUGAGUACUUCGCAUACUACGAUACCGAUAAGUACGACACCAUAAUUCAAGCGGUGGAUGAUCUCGAGGAAUAUGUGAAGUCUGAAGGCCCAUUCGACGGAGUGUUGGCAUUCUCUCAAGGCGCGGCUCUUGCUGCCAUGCUGAUUGCGAGGGAUACAUUCCCCGCCCCGUUCGCGUUCGCAGUCUUCAUUUGUGGUGGUCCUCCUUUCUCGGAGAAGGAGAUUAAGGAGACGAACACUCUUAGAUACUGUGAGAAUGAUAUCGACAAAGCAGGCAAACUGUAA
Colletotrichum aenigma is the source of this 456-nucleotide messenger RNA. It is a transcript of the gene FUB4, whose product is annotated as Hydrolase FUB4. Bases 1 to 456 code for a protein of 151 amino acids. The record is from RefSeq and is a predicted model, not a curated record. Lineage: Eukaryota; Fungi; Ascomycota; Sordariomycetes; Glomerellales; Glomerellaceae. Gene Ontology annotation, cellular component: cytoplasm; nucleus. The transcript is spliced from 4 exons.